AUGAGUUUUGAGGACUGUGUAGAUUCAUCAGAACGGGAUGCAGGGGCUGCCAAACAAUUUCUUGAGGCCGUUCUACAGACACCAUUAUUGCUGUCAGACAGUCACCUGCACCUGUUCUUGCAGUCACAGCUGAGCAUCGCAAAAAUAGAUGCGUGUUCACAGGGACAGACGCAUUACACGGUUGCGCAGGCAAUACAGCGAUGUGUCGGGUAUACCCGUUUCCCUGUGGAGGAAGAGCAUCAAGAAGACAGCAAAACAUGCUGUGACUCAGACUGUGAAAGUACAAGAUCCUCUGGCUUGGGCAAUAGUCUAGGACGUGCCACACCUGUUGAAGAAGACUCUUCCUAUAAUGAAAGCUUUUCCCAUGAAUUUCAAGUCACAACCCCUGAGGCAGAACUCUGUAGCAUCCUGUCUUCAUCUCCUAGCAACCAGUAACGUUGCACUCUCUUAUAUGAACUCAAGAGAUGUAUACAUACACAUCCACGCAUACUCUGUUAAAGAGAUUUGCUGCCCAGUUGCUGCUUCGAACCUCCAGAGUUAUAUUUGGAUGGAUAUUGAAACAAAAAAAAGGUCUUGGUU
Messenger RNA from Cyprinus carpio (common carp), 579 nucleotides. Its product is annotated as sorting nexin-10A-like. The record is from RefSeq and is a predicted model, not a curated record. Gene Ontology annotation, molecular function: phosphatidylinositol binding. Gene Ontology annotation, biological process: intracellular protein transport. The transcript is spliced from 4 exons. NCBI's taxonomy places the organism in Eukaryota, Metazoa, Chordata, Actinopteri, Cypriniformes, Cyprinidae. The coding region runs from base 1 to 435 and encodes 144 amino acids.